UGCCACCGCUACACGUUAAACAUGAAAUAAGUCACUGUACUUUCAACUAUUUUAACUCAAUUAAAACCAUAAAAUGUGGCGGCUAAACAAAGUUCGGCACAAAGCGGGCCGACAAGGCGACGGUUUGGAGGAGCUCAGACUGAAGAGGCGAGAACACGAGAGAGCACUGAGACAGGCCCGCAGAGACAGACAGCUUGUGAGCAAGAGACUUCUGCUGAGUGAAGAUGAGGAGCAGCAAGACAUCACCAUGGACACAACCGCAGGAGAACAGGACGUGGUCAGUUUGGUUCACAAACUUCAACACAGCGGCCCGGAGAAGGAAACCAACCUGAAGGCCUUGAGUAAAGCUCUGCGUGACCCAUCAGCACAGCUCACCUUCAUCAAGCAGGAGAACAGCAUGCAUCUGCUGGUCGGCCUCCUCACUGGCUCAGAUGCUCAGUGCCGUCUGCAGGCUGUUCGGUGUCUUCAUGAGCUGUCUCACUCUCCCCACAAAAACGUGGCACCAGCCUGUCUCCCUGCCACGUCCUACCUGCUCACCUACCUGUCUGGCCCGAGCACCAAGUUCACAGAGCUGUGUCUCUACACACUUGGUAAUAUUUGCCCAGACAGUGAUGUUGUAAAAGAGAAGCUCCUGGCACAGGGGAUCAUACCAGCUCUGACCAGCUGUAUGGAGAACCAGAGACAUAACCUUGCAGUGGUAGAAGCUGUGGGCUUCACCCUCUCCCAGCUUCUCCAGACCAAAGAUGCAGCAGAGAAAAUAAUCCCGAUGGUCCUGGCCUCCCGCUUACCUUCACACUUGUUAUCAGUCCUCACUCCCGACCCCAAGUUCGGCCUGGCUCCUGCCAUUGAGUGUGCGUGGUGUCUGCACUACCUCACGUGCAGCUCUGAGGAUAACAGGGAGCUGCUGUCUGGAGGCGCCCUGUUGCAGUGCAGUUCCCUGUUAGUGUCACUAGGCCGCGCUGUAGCAGAGGGAAACAAAGAUGAGGGAAUAGAGCUGCUUGUCUGUCCGGUGCUGAGGUGUGUAGGAAACCUCCUGUCCUCCUGCCCAGUGGAAGAUCUGAGCACCCAAGUGGGCGACGUUCACCUCGUGGUUGCUCUGUGUGCACUCGUUCAGGCCUACCUGCACACUCGCCCCGCUUUGGCCAGAGAGACCGUCUGGGUCCUCAACAACCUCACAGCUCACUCCAAUGAAUUCUGCUCUGCUCUUUUGACCCUCAACUUGGUCCCAGGACUGAUCCAGCUUCUGCCUUUCUCUCAAGGCAUCAACACUAUGAUCCUCAGGAUUCUAGCAAACAUUGCCCACAAGAAAAAGGAAUUCUGUGUCCAGCUCACACAGCUUGGAUUGCUGUCUGCGCUCUGUGCCACACUUAAAAUGAUGGACCAGGAAAUGGUGACCCUGAGUCUGGAUGUGCUGUUCAUGCUGGUAGUUAGUAGUCCACAGGUGGCAGAGGAGUUUGUAAAGCAAGGUGGGCUUUCACUGUUAGAAGCCAUUCAGUACAACGGUGAAGGAGAGAGGAGGCGGAGGGCAACAUAUCUGCUGGAGCAGCACUUACUGUCCUACCAACAAUACUCAACGAUCACAUAGUUAUGUUUUCUUGGUUGAAUCUGUAGUAGUUCAGGAUUAAAAAUGACUGGUGUGAGCUGCUGUGUCACGAGGUGGACAAUAUACCAGAUCCCUGAACCAUCAACAAAACAUCUAAAAACAUAAGAACACACCUCAGGAUACAAGACAACUCCUUUGUCAGGGUUUUUUCACCACAGAGGGAUUUUUGAGGCCUCCACUCUGCUGACCGAUCAUGGUGCCCAUUCUGGGCAAGAAAAAAUCUGGUUAAUGCUCAGACUUGUGUACGUUUUAGAAUUUUUUUAAUGCUGAUAGACAGACAUUGUUUUUGUAUUUAUGCAUAGAUUUCAAUGUUGAGUGUAUUAUUGGUGUUGUCACUAAUGGUGUUUGAGAUUAAAUAUAUUUUUAAUUACCUGAGAA
Molecule: messenger RNA, 1981 nt
Organism: Stegastes partitus (bicolor damselfish)
Lineage: Eukaryota; Metazoa; Chordata; Actinopteri; Pomacentridae
Gene: tmco6
Product: transmembrane and coiled-coil domains 6
Exons: 12
Coding region: 74-1585 (503 amino acids)
Molecular function (GO): protein binding
Source: RefSeq, a predicted model, not a curated record